Gastrolobium bilobum is the source of this 1352-nucleotide messenger RNA. RefSeq names its product binding partner of ACD11 1-like. The transcript has 8 exons. The record is from RefSeq and is a predicted model, not a curated record. Gene Ontology annotation, molecular function: RNA binding. NCBI's taxonomy places the organism in Eukaryota, Viridiplantae, Streptophyta, Magnoliopsida, Fabales, Fabaceae. The coding region runs from base 180 to 992 and encodes 270 amino acids.
UCUCUCUUUCUUUCUUUUAUUUUCAGUUUCUGCUUCAAUGCAACUUCAUUAUGUUCGGUGACACAGCAUCGCUCUGAACAUAGCAACCGCUACCCCUCUCUCUCUUCAAAGACUGUUUUCAAAACAGAAACAUUUUCCACUUUGCAAAAUAGCUCACACUUCUAUUGCCUGAUAUCGCAAUGCAGACGAGGACGGUUCAUGUGCAGCAAGUUUCAAAUCUAGCUGGUGAGAGAGAGAUUCACGAGUUCUUCUCGUUUACUGGAGAAAUCGAGCACAUUGAGAUCCUGAGUGAAUAUGGGAAAUCAAAGACUGCAUUUGUGACAUUUAAAGAUCCCAAAGCGCUUGAAAUUGCAUUAUUGUUAUCGGGAGCAACAAUAGUAGACCAGAUUGUGAUUAUAACUCCAGCUGAGAACUAUGUACCAAAUCCUGAGAUGCAGGAAGUAAGGGUGGUAGAAAAUGCUAUAAAUGGUGCUCCUUCUGAAAACAUCUCCUUGAAUAUUGAGGAGGAGAAAGCCAGCCCCCCCAAUGGAAGAAUAUACCUUAGUAGAGCACAAGAUGUAGUUACAAGUGUGCUGGCUAAAGGUUCAGCAAUAAGGCAAGAUGCAAUGAGCAAAGCUAAAGCAUUUGAUGAAAAGCAUCAGUUGACUGCUAAUGCAUCUGCAAGGGUCAUUUCUUUUGACAAGAGAGUUGGACUGACAGAGAAAUUGACAGUUGGGAUUUCUGUAGUGAAUGAGAAAGUAAAAUCUGUGGAUCAGAGGCUUCAUGUUUCAGAUAAAACAAUGGCAGCAAUUAUUGCAGCUGAGAGGAAGUUGAAUGAUACUGGAUCAGCUGUCAAAACAAGCAGAUAUGUGACUGCUGGAACAGCAUGGUUUAAUGGUGCUUUUAGCAAGGUGGCAAAAGCUGGACAUGUUGCUAGUACUAAAACUAGAGAAAAGUUUCAUUUGGCUGUUUCAAACUUGACAGCAAAGGAACCAUCAGUGGCUGCUGCAUAGGCCAGAAUUUUGGUAAUCAUAGUAACUUCAUCAGGUCUCUAUGAAGAUCACUUUCAGAGCAUGUUGUGUGUUAAACAAACAAUUUGGUCUUUCAGAGCAACAUUGGCAAGUAUGGUGAUUCAAUUCAAUCCAAUUUUUUUGUAUUCUUUUGUCACUCUGGCGUUUUAGCUGUUGCUUCUAUGCAAUUUAGCAUUGGUAAUUUUGGCUUUUUCUUUCUUUUUUGUGAAAAGGAGAGUAUAGGUGUGAUGCAACUGUAUUUCUUUUUUCAAAGUUCAAAAAACUUAGCUAGCGUGCAUGCAAGACUUUCUUCUUGUUCUGUUAUUGUCAUCAACGUUUCAAAGAUUUAUGUGGGAAAUUAUA